AUGGCAAUGAGAAUUGUCUUCCUCGGCCUGGCUAUUGCCGGUGCAGUGCAAGGCCGUGUGGCCGGCACUCGAACUAGCCUCGGCAGCCGAUCAAGCUCUGCUGUAUCCUCCGCGGAGUCGCCGACCGUGUACAUCGACACAUACUCGAGUACUGUGCAAGGAAACAGAUCGGAGUACAUCAACUCCGUAUACAACUUCAAGCGCAUUCCGUUUGCCGCCGCUCCAACGGGCGAGUAUCGCUGGAAACAUCCGCCGCACGUCUCUAGCUGGACUGGAGUACGUGAUGCAACUUACUUUGGUCCGGACUGCCCUCAACUCGGGUCCGACAACUAUGAUGAGGACUGCCUGCAUUUGAACAUCUGGACUCCCGACACUGUUAAGUUAAACAAUGUGCAAACCAACAAUGAGACCGGUAUCGGUGUUGUUCCGGCCAACUCUUCAGAGGCCCUUCCUGUGUAUAUGUUCUUCCAUGGAGGACGUUUCGGAACUGGCUCUGCGACCCAGUCAACAUUCGAUGGCGCCGGACUUGCUGCCAAGGGUGUGGUUGUGAUUACUGUCAACUAUCGUCUCGGUGCCCUAGGCUUCUUGUCACACCCGGAGUUGAGUGCUACCUCUGGAAGUGGAAGCUCUGGUAACUACGGUCUGGUUGAUCAACAAGCCGCGAUGCAUUGGACAAAUGAGAACAUCGCCUCAUUUGGAGGUGACUAUAAGCGCAUCACGCUCGGUGGGCAGUCUACUGGCGCUGCUUCGGUGCUUGAUCACCUCAACAGUGAACUAGCCGAUGAUCUCUUCGAGCAGAUCAUUGCGGAAAGUGGCGCCGUAUACCCAUCCAACCCAAUGAUCGGUAGUCUGGCCCAAAGCUACCGCCAGCUUGGCGAAGCAGAAAAGCAAGGAGUAUCCUACCUUUCCAGCCUGAACCUCCACAACAUCUCGCAAGCACGUUCUGCGCCGGUUGAACUCUUCCUGAACAGCGCCAACUUGAACGACGUCACUUUCAAAGAUACCGUUUUUGUAGAUAACUCAGCCUACAUUGAGCCUCCACUUUUCCGACCCGUUCUCGAUGGAUAUGUGCUCCCCGCCACUUACAAGGAAAUGCUCGUCCGCGGAAACCAUACUACCGCCCCCGUCCUCACAGGAGGCAACCUCGACGAGAACGGCGCAACCCCAAGCCCUGGCAUGACAGUCAAGAGCUACAAAGCCCAGAGCGAACUCGAGUUCGGCAGCGUCGGGUUGGCAGAGGAGUUUUUCAAGCUAUACCCUGCUGGCAAGACCGACGAAAGCGCCGAUACCGCUAGCAACACGUUCUAUCGGGACCAGACCAAGGUCUCACUAUGGCUCUGGGCAAGCGAGUAUAUGGCCGGGUCCGCGCGCAACACUUCCGGUAACGGAACUUACCAGACAUAUAAUUACUACUGGACACACGCUCCGCCUGGACAGGAGAAGGGCGCUUACCAUGGUAGUGAGCUCAACUAUGCGUUCAACAACCUCUAUGCCGUGGACUCGCCUUGGAAGACUGAGGAUUAUGAAAUUGCCGAUAAGCUAUCCAGCUACUGGGCCAAUUUUAUUAGCACUGGAAAUCCUAACGGUAAGGGUCUGCCUAAUUGGCCUGAUGCUAGUGCGAAAAGCCCUGAGGUUAUGGAGGUUGGUGAAGCCUGGAAGUCGAUCAGUGUUGCUAGCGAAGAGAAGAUCUCGUUCAUGCGUCGUUGGUUCUCUAAGUGGACUGUCUACUGA
Messenger RNA from Penicillium longicatenatum, 1731 nucleotides. Its product is annotated as carboxylesterase/lipase family protein. The transcript has a single exon. The record is from RefSeq and is a predicted model, not a curated record. The coding region runs from base 1 to 1731 and encodes 576 amino acids. Lineage: Eukaryota; Fungi; Ascomycota; Eurotiomycetes; Eurotiales; Aspergillaceae.